CAUGGUAUCCGGACCCCAUCUCUAUCGUAUCCAGUCCUCCAGUUCUUUUCUUUUCCUGCACUCGGCUUUGAACUACGGCUGCCAGCUGGGUCCAAAACGACUGGCUGUGAGAUUCCCGGCAUCCCCAGCGCUGGAGACUUGUACACAAUCAUCAUGGCGUCCCAGGACGGUGGGUACCGGGUCCCCCCCCCUCCUCCCGACCCUCUCUGAGGGUAUGACGAAGUGGAAGAGCUGGGUAUGGAGACAGAUGGACGAAAAUCACAGCAGAGCAGCACAGACGCUGAAGACGGCAGCUCUCAGGCAUCAGACAGCGGUUUAGUGCCACAGGAGGCAGAUGGCUCUGUUAGCAAUGGAGGGGACUCUGAGGCACCCAAAGAAUAUGUAGAAUUUAAGGUUAUUUGGAACAAGAAUAAAUAUGAUGUUAAGCUCCCACUGGAUACCACAGGAGCAAGCCUUAAACAGAAAAUUCACUCUCUUACAGGUCUUCCACCAGCUAUGCAGAAAGUAAUGUUUAAGGGGCUUCUUCCCGAGGAUAAAACACUACGGGAAAUUAAAGUCACAAACGGGGCAAAAGUCAUGGUUGUAGGUUCUACGAUCAAUGACGUGCUGGCCGUUACCACCCCAAAAGAAACGAUCCAGCAAGAGGUAAAAGAAGAGGAAAACAAGAAAGAGCCACUGUGCAGACAGAAGCAACACAGAAAAGUGCUAGACAAAGGCAAACCAGAUGACGUGAUGCAGUCACUGAAAGGGGUGCAGGAGAGGCUCCCAACAACACCUAUAUCUGGUAUGUACAACAAGUCUGGAGGGAAGGUUAGACUGACAUUUAAACUGGAGCAGGAUCAACUGUGGAUCGGUACAAAGGAGAGGACGGAGAAAAUACCCAUGGCUUCCAUUAAAAAUGUGGUCUCAGAACCAAUUGAAGAACAUGACGACUAUCACAUGAUGGCUUUCCAGCUGGGUCCUACUGAAGCAUCUUACUAUUGGGUUUACUGGGUCCCCUCGCAAUACGUGGAUGCCAUCAAGGACACAGUGCUGGGGAAAUGGCAGUAUUUUUGAAGUUAUGUUCACCUCUGGCAUAGGACACGAAAUGCUGGGAGUAACCACAUACAGUCACCUACUCUCCCCAUCCCACACCCGGACACCCCUUUUCCUCCCGCCAUGAUAACCCACUGACCCUCGGUCCACAGAAACUCCCAAACCUGGAACUUAACCCAUUUCAAAGUAUCCUGUGGGUCAAGGAAAGGCCAUAUUGUUGGAGCCAGAGGUGAACACUCACUGCUAGUUUACAUUUUUAACUUUUACAAGUUGCAGGCACACUGCUGCAGCUGCUUCAGCCAUAUAUCCAAGUGAAUCAAGCAAAAAUCCUCUUUUUAUUACCCUUUAGCUGCCAGAGACACCAACAGAACUCCCUCUCAAUUGAUCCCUCACAGUGGCAGCAGAAGGUUCCACUCUCCUGAGGCUUCGGCCGGAAUCACAGGAUGGAGCCGCACAGGGCUCAAUAAAUGCUCUAAGCAAACAGGCCACAUUACCAGCCCAUGCCGAUAAACCCCAGCUUCCUUUCUUGCUCUCUAUAUUAUUAGUUGGUUGUUUUUUUUUUAAUUAUUUUAACUUAAGAUGACAACAAAGCAAGUUCUUUAUUGAUUUAUCUUUAUACCAAGAUGUCCACCGCUGAAUCCUUGGAGGGAAGAUACCCUGCAUUUUUCAGUUGAUAAUUGGAUUUUUUUCAGUUUAAUAUUAAACUGGUGCAGACAGUGCCACGCCAUAUAUACAUGUUGUUCCUUUGCAGGGUGUGAUUGUUUGCGAAAAUCUUGUAGUCAUGCACUAUAUGGAAAAAAGCAUGUGGACUCCCAUCUAAUUAUUGUAAUUGGUUAUUUAAGCCAUACCCAACAAUGCCAGCACUAUAUCAUACAGUGACAUCCUUCCAUGAUUCCUGCGGUGCUGUAACAGUUUGGGGAAUUUUGCAGCAUGAUAAUGCCCCCAUGCACAAAGUAGGGUCCAUACAAAAUGAGUUUCCUGAGAUGAGAAUGGAAGAACCUGAUUGGCCUGCACAGGGCCCUGACCUCAACCCAACUGUGAGAUGAAUUGGAACACAUGGGUUCAUAUAGUCAGUGCUCAAACUUUCCUGUAUGAGGUGAAGCAAACCCCAACAACAAUGUUCCAUCAUCUAGCCGUCCCAGAAGGGAACAGGAUAAAGGCAGCUGAGAAAGGCCCAACUUCAUAUUAAUACCCUCAAUUGUAAGUGGAGAUGUUGGACAGGUCCACAUACUUUUUACCAUACAGUGUAUCUGAAAUUUUGACCCCCAUUCCUGGCUGAGGAUGGUGGUAUUUUCCCUAUUUAUUAGUAGGACUAUUUGCUAUUGGAAUAAGAGGUUAUGGCUUACUAACCAGGCAAGCAAAUCCUUCAUGGGACGUGCCUAAUGGAAAAGGUCACUUUAGAUACCAACAGAACAACACUUCUCAUGAUCAGAAAUUGGAUGUGUUGUUUUUCUAGAGAAUGCCUAGAGUUAGUUAUUGUGAUGGUUAAAUGCGAACAUGCUGAGUAGGAAUGUUCUGGGCACUUUAAGAAGCAAUAUGCCACACAUGAAUGAUAGCAGCAUUUACAUAUCCAGUAUGUGUUGGGUUUAUAUACCCACCCCUGAGUGCCAAAUAGAAUAGCUGGGAAUGCCCAAACUGAUCUUAUUAAUUGGCCAACCAUGGGACAGCUGUCAAGCAGUGAUUUAGUUUCAUUGCUUUUGAUGGCACUGUACCUGGGAAUUAUCCUGCUCAACUGUGCCUACUACAGGGGAAUACCUUUGCUGGCUUAGAUAUAUGGUAUCUCUCUGAACAAGCUAUUGGGCAAUGAAGAAGUUGCUCCCAGUAUGUAGUCGCAUUCAUAGGAGAACAACAAAUGAAUGGCACAGUGGUUGUUGUAUUGAAUAAAGUUGGACAUACACGGUAUUAUCUGCUCACUUGGCAGGAUUGCCAGACAAGCGGAUCUUCUCCCUAUAUGCCCACCUAAGGUCUAGGGCCAAACAAUCAAAUUACAGUCAUGGGCAUAGGUGCUGUUGGUGAACCAAUGUGGUCCCCGAUCCGACAGAAAGUCAAACCUGCCUAAUUGGUGUCUGUCGGGUAGGCCCGUUGGGGGUGCCCAUACAUAGCAGCUUAAUUGCUCAGUCGGCAUCUGAAAUCUGCCCGUGUAUGGCCACCUUUAGAGUCAGACUGAAAUAGCUUUCUUGCAGCCAUGUGAAUGAGGGCAUCAUGGAGCUUACUAACAUAGGAGCUAAGUGUCAUAGACUCAGCAAUUGGCUUUGAUCAGAUGAGAAUUUGCUAUGAAUAACU
This is a messenger RNA of Xenopus tropicalis (tropical clawed frog), 3318 nucleotides long. RefSeq names its product ubiquitin family domain containing 1 (gene ubfd1). Bases 238 to 1056 code for a protein of 272 amino acids. The transcript has 7 exons. The record is from RefSeq and is a predicted model, not a curated record. NCBI's taxonomy places the organism in Eukaryota, Metazoa, Chordata, Amphibia, Anura, Pipidae.